UCCUUGUGGCUGCGCAGUGGAAAUCCGCACCGGGGAGCUGCUGAGGGGCGCCGGUGUCAUGUGAAAGCGCACAUGCUCCGCCAUCCACGCAGCCCCCCCCUCUUCGUUCUCCGCGUGUUUUUCCUGUUUUUUCUAACGUAACUCCUUUCCUUCCCUCUCCCCUGCUUCGCCCCUAGCCACCCGCCGCCGCUCCGCGGCCCAGGCGACCCCCGCAGGGGCUCCGCGGCGGGCGGGCGCGGGGCGGCCGCCAGGGAGGAGCGCGCCCGGCGGCGGGCAGCCCGCGGAGCCGCGCCCCGCGGAGCCGCCCCGGAGGUAUGGUUUUCCCGGCGGAGCAGAGCUGCGGCGGCUGCCGCCUCCGCGGGUGCUGAGACGGGAUUUUUGUGGUGCUGUUCCCGGGCUCCCAGCUUCAUGACUGCGCGGAGCGGGGAGCCAACACCAUGCGAGCACAAAUUGAAGUGAUACCAUGCAAAAUCUGUGGUGAUAAGUCCUCUGGAAUACACUAUGGAGUCAUCACAUGUGAAGGCUGCAAGGGAUUCUUUCGGAGGAGUCAGCAGAACAAUGCCUCCUACUCCUGCCCAAGGCAGAGAAACUGUUUAAUUGACAGAACCAACAGAAAUCGUUGCCAACACUGCCGACUGCAGAAAUGUCUUGCCCUGGGAAUGUCUCGAGAUGCUGUGAAGUUUGGAAGAAUGUCCAAAAAGCAGAGGGAUAGCUUGUAUGCUGAAGUGCAGAAGCACCAGCAGCGACUGCAGGAACAACGGCAGCAGCAGAGCGGUGAGGCAGAAGCCCUCGCCAGGGUUUACAGCAACAGCAUCAGCAAUGGCUUGAGCAACCUGAAUAAUGAAACUGGCAGCACCUACUCAAAUGGGCACAUCAUCGACCUGCCAAAGUCUGAGGGUUAUUAUAACGUGGAUUCUGCCCAACCUUCCCCAGACCAGUCUGGGUUAGACAUGACUGGAAUCAAACAGAUAAAGCAGGAACCUAUCUAUGACCUCACCUCUGUACCAAACUUGUUUACCUAUAGCUCUUUCAACAAUGGGCAAUUAGCUCCGGGGAUAUCCAUGAGUGAAAUAGAUCGAAUUGCACAGAAUAUCAUUAAAUCUCAUUUGGAGACAUGUCAAUAUACAAUGGAGGAACUACACCAGCUAGCGUGGCAAACCCACACUUAUGAAGAAAUCAAGGUUUACCAGAGCAAGACCAGAGAAGCUCUGUGGCAGCAGUGUGCCAUUCAGAUCACCCACGCUAUCCAGUACGUGGUGGAGUUUGCGAAGCGCAUAACAGGAUUCAUGGAGCUCUGCCAGAAUGACCAAAUUCUCCUUCUUAAGUCAGGCUGCUUGGAAGUCGUUUUGGUGAGGAUGUGCCGUGCCUUCAACCCACUCAACAAUACUGUUCUGUUUGAAGGAAAGUAUGGAGGGAUGCAAAUGUUUAAAGCCUUGGGUUCUGAUGAUCUGGUGAAUGAAGCGUUUGACUUUGCAAAGAAUUUAUGUUCCUUACAGCUGACUGAAGAGGAGAUUGCCUUGUUUUCAUCUGCUGUUCUAAUAUCACCAGAUCGAGCCUGGUUAAUAGAGCCAAGGAAAGUCCAGAAGCUUCAGGAAAAGAUUUACUUUGCACUUCAACAUGUGAUCCAGAAGAACCACCUCGACGAUGAGACUUUGACAAAGUUAAUAGCCAAGAUACCAACCAUUACUGCACUUUGCAACUUGCACGGAGAGAAACUACAGGUAUUUAAGCAGUCUCAUCCAGAUAUAGUGAACACACUGUUUCCUCCAUUAUACAAGGAGCUUUUCAAUCCAGACUCUACAACUGGCUGCAAGUGAAGGGGAUAAUAGAAUUUUCACGUAGUCAUGGAAUGCAUCACUAUUAAGACAUAAAGAAAUGUUUUCAUGAAGAACUUAUUAAAAAUGUCACUACUGCAACACUAGGAAUGUCCUGCACUUAAUAGAUUUAUUUUUCACCGCUACAGUUUGAAGAAUGUAAAUAUGCAACUCUGAGUGGGGAUGUCUUUUUUCUCUUUUCUUUGUUUACUUUUUUUUAAUUUUUGAACUGACAAUGAAUAUACGAAUAUAGGACACUGGGUGUUAUCUUUUUUUUUAAUUUUAUUUUAUUGGGGGAUGUUUUGGGAGACAACUGUUCCUAGAAUUUUAUUGUAGAUAUACAUGAGAAUAGAGCAGUACUUUGCAGUAUUACUCUUGCUGUUUAUUGUUCAAAUAUAAUUUAAGAAAAUUCCACUUAUUAGACUUGCCUAUUUCUAUGUUUUUAGAUAGUUUAAUGCAUGUGGAAAUUUGUAGCUGUCUUGGAAAUUAUGGUGCAUGUAUGGAAUACACACAUAUAUAUAUGUGCUAUAUACUUUAAAAAAAAAAUAUAUAUAUAUGUAGGUAUUAUAUGCAUACAUGCUGUAGCUUAAAAAUCCCAUGCCUACUUUUAAAGGAUGCUCAGCCCAGCUGUCAUGCAUUUCUUACUCUCCAAGUAAUGUAUUAGAUUUACUUUGGGCAAUCAAGAUUUGCUUUGCCAGUCAGAGUUAAAUUAUUAGUUGCUGAUGUGUAAUGACAGGAUCACUUCUGAGAUAUGUGUAACGUAGUGCAUGUGUGCAGUCUGUAAAUGAAACAUCAGGAAUGUAUCAAUGGUGCAAAAGCCUUGUCUGGAUGAUUUUAGUGGAGAGAAGAAAAGGAGUUUCUUUUAAUUUUUCUCCCUGUUACAGGGAUAGAGCAUAUAUAGAAGUGAACAUCGUAGGACUUGAUGUCAGUGAAGUAUUUGAAACAUGGAGUAAAAAUGUAGACUAUCCCACAUGUACAUUUUUCUGAUUCCACUCAUGAUUUUAUUUCAUAUAUACUGCUUUGAAAAGUAGUUGCAAGUCUUGGUUUUUUGCUGAACUCAAUGGAAAGACACAUAGUGAACCCAAUGAAAAUCAUAGGGAGCCUAAAACGUAGCCCUGAAGAGUAGCGGCAGAGGGAGGAAGAGGGUGAAGGAGGAGGAAAGUCAAAGCAAGCAACGGCUAUGGUGAGGAAGGCAAAUACAGCUAUCGCUGUUUCUGACACAGCCAUCAUUGAGAUGGCACUGAUGGUUUCCAUUACACACAUGCAUAUAUGUGUGUUACAUACACAUGCAUAUAUGUAUGUACAUACCUGUAUGUAUAUAAUUGUAUAUAUAUACACAUAUAUAGGGUUGAUUUUAGAUUCACUUCAGGAAGGGAGCAAAGAAUUAGGGCUUUCUUUUUGUCUGUCUCUGAACUGACUUUAUGUGCAUUUGCUUGCAAAACCAAAGGCAAAUACAAAGUGGGGUGGAAGGCUGCCACAGACUUAAUCUUGUGGAUUAAUUAAGUUUAAUUAGCAGUCAUGAUUAAUGUAUUUGGGUUGUGCCAGAGAUACAAGACAUAGACUUUUUAGCUAUGGAAGAUGGAUUCAGUUUCUGCUACCACCCUGACCUUACCACCACUUUUACCCGUUAUGAGCUUUUUCAGAGAAGUCUCCGGAGAUCCCAGUGGAGGGAGUAGAAUAGAAAAGAGGAAGCAGGCAGCAGAGAGGAAAUGAAGGCAAGAUGAUGAGCAAAUAUAUUUCCUUAUUUCAAAUCACACAGAAGUCAGUGCAGUCUGAGGCAAGGUGAGGAUGAGCACAUUGACAGGGAGGCCAAAGGACCCACUUUCUGCCAGGCUUCAUGGCAGAGCAGGGUCACAGGGAGCCCACAGGGACACAGGUGGGCCCCAGGGUGGGUGCAGAAACUUGAUCUGUUGUAGUGACAACUUAAUGCCUCCAGUUUUUCCAGCAUACUCACACAGCUCUGGUCUCAAUCUUCUGUUCCCUUUUCUGCAUGACCAAAUAAUUCACAGGCAAUUCCAAGUACUUUGUGGAGUUUUCCCUUGCCCUCCAUCAGUUGGUUUGCAAGUUCACGUUUCAUGGCAGAAUCCAGUCUAGAAACAUGAAUAUUUGUUUGCUCUAUUUUAACAAUGUCAGAUCAGAUACAAGAGUAGUUUCAAACUCUCAGCUAUUAAAUGUUUCUCUGUAGGUCUGUUACAACUUCAAAAAGAAAAGAGAAAAAACCUGUACAGAAGUUAGUUGUGCUGAGAAUUUUGAUGCAAACAUGACAUACUCUUCAAACUUAGUCUUACAGAACAGCAGUUGUUAAAAAUACCUUUUUUGCUCCAAAUUCAGAGCACAUUUUCUGACCUACAUUGAUUACAUUAAAAUGUCUUCAAUUAACAUAAUAAAGCAUUGCUCUUGAUGCUUCUUUAUUCCAUUUAAACCCUUAGAUUGGCAUUCCCUUAGAAGGUGAUUUAUCUGUUUGCAGCCCCUUUUACUGGCAAAUCCAUGAAAAUGACCCCAAACUCCAACUCUUUUCUAUUAUAAAAAACAUUAAUCAGCUAUAUUUAUGUACUACUUGUUUGAAUUUAUUUGGGAAAAAAUUCAAGUCAAACUGAACACUAGAAGUGCACAGUUUUAACUGCAGGGGAUUCAUGUAUUCCUUGUCUUUUCCAACACACAAACACACACGUAUAUAUUUGUUUGAAAUCCUUUAUAAACUUGUUUUCAGUACAUCAAUAGUUACAUAUGUAGCCAACCCACAGAAAUAUAGAAUAUGUCGUUACUGCUCUUAGUGCUAAUAAAUAAAGAGGUUUGUCGUGUUUAUAAAUAGUCCUUCACAAUUAUAUGUUACACCUUGAAAAUGUUUUGUUCUUUUCAAAUAAGCUAAUCAGUCCUUGGAAUUUUUGACUCAUGAUUCAGACAAGGUAACCAAGUGGAGCUCACCAGUGAGAACAUUAUUUAGUCAUUAUCCACAGGGGUUUUAAUCCUUAAAGCACUAUUCUUAAAUCACUGCAACCUCAUGACCUUUUCAAUCAUGAGGUUACUGCCUCUUUUUAAAGAUGUGGAAAUGAAGGAAAAGAAGUUAAAUGAUUUGCCAGAGGCCACAGAGGUAGCAGCAUCCAUUCCUGGAAUAAAAAUGGAUCGCUGCCUUUGUCUGAUAAACAUUAAGAUGCUGGUAUACAGAAUCUUCAUUGCCAUUGAUAGGCAAUAGCCUGUACAAACAGUACAAAUAUUGCCAAAAUUUUAUCUUCAAAUAUGGUUAAUUAUCAACAGCUUGCUCCGUUUUUGUUACUACUUUUAAAGAAUUUGAGCAAAUAACCUUGUUGCUUAUUUGGAAAAUAAAAAUACGUUCUCAUACAUUAUUUGUGGUAACUAAGGCUGAUAAAUUUUAUUUGUUUUUCUGUGAUUUGAGAUUGACCACAUAAGUAAAGUAGUACCUCUGUUGCCCUUCUUUAACUGAGUUUAGAACAAAAAAUAACAAUCACAUGACACAGGCUGGAUUUUUGUUGUUGGUUUUGAUACAUAGUCAUUUAUAUUCCAAAUUUAAAAUUCUUGAUACUGGAUUUCAUAUGUUGAAGCUAUCCAUAGACUUUAAAUAAUAGAAUAGCAUGAAUUAGAGUAAAUAACUGCAUAAUCCACUCGCAAAAUGCAUUUCAGAAAAUAUUAGUACUACACUUUUAUUUCUUCUUGGCUUUCAUUAGUCCACAGUAGUAUCUGAAGCCCUUCAAUGAAAUCUCUAAAACUAGCAUUUGUCAGAUCUGGUCUCUGUCGUAAUUGGUUAUGUUUGUUUAUUUUUUUAGUGACAAGGUUUUCAAAUGGGACACAUUUUUUAAUGAUUGAUUAAGCCAGGAUCUUUAACAAAAGGAUAUUUAAAGCAUGUAUUGAAUCUUCUAGCAUUGCUCUCAUAUAAUUCAACCACCACAUUGAUCUAAAUUAUCCUUGGCAUUGAGGAAGCAGAUGUAGACUGUUCAUUAUACUACCACAGAGACUUGAUUUUGGUGUAGAUGUCACUCUUGCCAGUUCUUUGUGUAAAGAAUUAAUUCCAAGAGUCAUGUUUCCUUUUAAUGGAAAGAUUGCUUUAGCGAUUCCUAGAAAAAAAGGGUAAUAGAAGGCACUCAGCUGAGCCAACUUGUUUCCAAAAGCAAUGUAUAUUUUUUGAUUGGUUUGUGAUAGGCAGCAUUUAGGAAUUGAUUCUGCAAGUUGUCAGGCUCCCUUAGCUCCAGCUAGAGCCUCUAAAAAUGGAGACAUCUCAGCACCCCACAGAAGGUGCUGAACCCCUCAUAAAGUUAGAGACCCUUGGUGUAAAGAGGUCCCCUUUGAGUUUUGCAGAACACAAGUCAGAUGUUAUUCUCAUACUUGCAUUUUAAUGCUUUUACUUCAUGCUUUCCAUUGUUCAUUUCAACUCCCAUCUCACAGGGAUCAGUUUAUUCCUCCUGUUGCACCUGGGCCGCCAAUGCUAUUUCAGUGCUUGUGCCAGGUUAUGGUGUUCCAGGUGGAGCAGCUACCAGACCUGUCCAUGAAGAUAAGGUUUAUUAUUUGAUUUUCUUUGUUCAUUUUCAUGGUGACAGCUUGCACAGGUGUACAUUUCCCUUUGGGAUAGUUUGCAGGGAUUUCUGACAUAACUUCUACACAAAGAGAGUGCAAAGCAAGUCCCAUACACUGGCCUCUCAGCCUUCCACCACCAGGCUGUGGGAGCUGCUCGGAGGCUGCAGCAGUUUCACAAAUCAGUCAGGCAGCACAGUUAGAGAUGUGCAGGCGAUGGCUCCUUUCCCCAUUGUCAUUUUUCACCCCCUCUAAAGCUGUGCUACAAAGUACAUUUGAAAGAUGUUCGGGUUCCCCCAUCCUCCUUCGUCCUGACUCUGCACUGAUUGUGCUGUUUCCAGAAGAACCAGGGCCCAGCCUGGAAGAUGGUUCCUAUUUUCAGAGUCAUUGUCUGUUGGACAUCCCAGGAAUAUAGCACUGGGCAAUAAGAUCAAAAUGAAACAUGAAAGAGUUUUUUGUCCAAAUUUGCCUGAGCACAUAUAAAAUGGAAAACUGAGACAGAACAGCUUGCUUUUCCCUGGCAAUAACAGUGUAUUUACAUCUACCAACCUGUCCCAGCCAGCACUUUCUGCCUCCGCUCUAGAAACUUAACUGCUGUCUCUGACAUCCAUUAGGAACAGUGUAUUGGAGACCUAGUCCUCUUCUUUCCCUUUUAAGUUUCACACUUUGUAAAUGACAAUCACUGCUUGAUGCAGAUGUUGCACUGUAUGCCACUCAGGGAUGUUUCAUUACUAAAAAUAGCUAUAUAAAUAUAACAGUGAUAAUAAGGAAGAGAAUGUUAGAGGCUUUGAAGGGCACGGGUUGAGCUGCCCAAAUGAACAUGACCCAGACAAGGCUUUCAAGCCAGUGAUUAGAAAUAACAUUGGUAUAAACUGAAUUCACUGUCAGCAUUUCCUCAGCUUGAUGCAGGACUCACUUCACUCAUUGUUUCACGGUCAGUGGAGCCCUACUGACACAUCAGUUUGUGAUGUUAAAGUCCUUUUGGAAACAAAAUGCAAGCAAGCUUUGUAUGAGUUACUGAAUUCAGAUAACUGACAAAAGAAAGUGCAGUUUAAAGGUACUGAGUUUAGGUACCAUUAAUGUGAGCUCAUAUUCAGAAUUACUGCAGGCGUAUAAGAAGAAAGGUUAAGAUGUGAAAGAAAUAAUAGUAUGUCAGCAACAACAGCAACAAGUAUGCUGAACUACCACAUGGAGAAAUGUGUAUAAAAAGCAAGUAGUAUAAAGUGGCUAACAGCUAGCCUUUCUUCUCAGGGAUGCACAAAAUCAUAGCUACCCCCAGGCCUCUGUAGCAAUGCUUCUCCAUGGCAUGACCAGUCCUUUUCUUACCUCAAGCAAACAUGACCCGUUUUAUACUGCACUAGGGAAAAAUACUCCAUUUCCUAGAAUUUUGAGGUGCGCUUCUGCUUAUCCCUAGCUUUACACCACAUGUUUUCUACAGACCUAUCAAUACAAGAACACACACAGAAAGACAAAUUACAGUGGACUGUAUUGCCAGUGAUUGAGUUAAUUCCAGGUCUCCAGCCAAGAGGCUUUCCUCAGCUCUGAGUGUGAUCAUUGCUUCUGUUCUUACAGUGGGUAUAUAAAGAUUUUAACUCCAUAUUCUGAACUCCCUACACCUAGAAGAUGGGUGGACAACUUCAAAAGGUGGAAAGGAGAAGCCAAAAUCCCUAUGCAUCAAGGUUUUCAUAAUCAUAUUAUUUACCAACUGUCCCAUUACAAUAUAAAUUUUAAUUUUUCUGGUUGCUGGAGCCACAUUCAAGUGACUGAAAUUCUUGUUCAUGUGACACCUGCCCAUUAAAAAGAACAGUCUUCUGGCCAGAGAUCUUUGCCUCUCUUUCCUUUUCCUUUUCCUCUGGGCUCCUAAUAUAAGUCUUUGUUCUUUCUCAAGGCUGACCCUUACCUGCAGUCUGCAAGGGAGGCUCCACCCAGGAGGUAGGAAGCAGGCUCUUUCCUCCUCUUCCUCCCAGGGUCCUCACUUAGCUAUAUUGUCACUGCAUGUGUUGUCCCUGCAAGUAAGGCUGUGUAACAAUGAGCCCAACACCCCGGUAAUUUACCAUCCCAGAAACAGUUUGCAGCAGAUCACUUAACUAUAAAAGCCACCUGGGUAUUCAGUCUGCAGAUGAAAGCCAUUGUGAAAAGAAGAGACCUAAAAUUUCUACAGUGGUAGCUCACAGAUCAGUAACUCUCCUAAAAAGGCAUCCUGAAUGUCCAGUGACAUGAUGGGUGUGUCGGUGUCCUCUGAAUGGUCCUUGCAUUUCAUUCGUGCUGAGAGAAUAAGGUGAUGCACAAAACACUCUGGGAAAGGAGAUAUUUCCUGGGUGUUACUGCAGGCAGCGAGGAUAAUACUGCUCACAGUGAGUUCAGUAAUGUGACGUACUACAUUUACAUAAUUUCAUCAUCCUCACAAUUCAAGCACAGCACGUAGGGAGAGUGAAAGAAAACAUCAUUGAAUAUAGCAGCAAUAAAUAAAUUAUAAGUGUUUCUUUGUAACUGUACUUGCAGAAAUUGUUUGCUUUGCACGUGGUCUUCUGUACAAUAACAUAAAGAAAAACUUCAUCUAAUGUAGAUAUCACUGUGUUUUUGCAUAUUUGUUGGAUUUGUUGGAUGGAGCUGCUACUUUGUGAUCAAAAAUACUGCUGUUUAGAAAAAUGUGUGUGCUUCAAGAAAAGGCUGCGGCCCUUGUUUAUGGCUAUA
Molecule: messenger RNA, 9032 nt
Organism: Falco peregrinus (peregrine falcon)
Lineage: Eukaryota; Metazoa; Chordata; Aves; Falconiformes; Falconidae
Gene: RORB
Product: RAR related orphan receptor B
Exons: 10
Coding region: 438-1817 (459 amino acids)
Biological process (GO): regulation of transcription by RNA polymerase II
Cellular component (GO): nucleus
Molecular function (GO): nuclear receptor activity; RNA polymerase II cis-regulatory region sequence-specific DNA binding; zinc ion binding
Source: RefSeq, a predicted model, not a curated record